AUGCUGCCCGGGUCGAUUCAUGAGGCGCGAGAUGCGGGUUACGAUGCCACCUCGUAUCCCGGGCACGAUAUAACAAACUAUCGCGACAGCCACAGUGCUCCAUGUCUGAUCGAACCGACAACAGCCGCGCGAAAUCCAUCUGAAUCGUCAAUCGGCAAGCUGUAUCCAACUGAGGUUUUCACGGACCCGACCAAUAAGCGUCCUCGUUUCAGCGUUUGGGACUGGGUAUGGGAGUUUGGAGCUUCUAUCUUCAGCCUGGGCUCCCUCGCGGCGGUCGUAGCCGUACUCGCAGCGAACGAACACAAGUCACUAGCAAAUUGGACCUUCGUCUUUGGAAUUAGCCUCAACACUUUGAUAGCUAUCCUCUCCACGUUGUCAAGAACAGCACUCAUGGUUCCAGUAGCUUCCUGCAUAAGUCAGCUCAAGUGGAUACACCUGAUCAGUGCCUCGAGACCUCUUUGCGAAGUCCAGGUUUUUGAAGAUGCCAGCCGCGGCCCUUGGGGCUCCUUUGGGCUUCUUUGGAAACUUCAUGUCAGGGCGAAGCUCGCCACCUGGGGCUGUGUCAUCACGAUCUUGACUCUAGCAAUGGGACCUUUCGCCCAGCAGUUGAUUUCGUACCCUUUGAGAAAUGUCGUCUCCGGCAGAGCAACGUUUUACACCAGCCAUGUGUACGACUCUGCAUAUGGCCAGCCCCGUGGCACCAGAGGAGCAACAGCUUCGACCAUGGGCCCCAAGAUGCAGGGCGCUAUGCUGAAUGGUCUUUUCAACUUGAGCUCGCCAAUGCAGUAUACUUGUAGCACUGGCAAUUGUCAGUGGGACGAUUUCUCUACCCUAGCAGUGGCAAGCUCUUGUCAGAAUGUCACAUCUACCAGCAAGAUCGUGUGCCGCGCCGAGGCGGGGGCACGUUAUUGCAACUAUACUACCCCUUCAGGCCUUUUCAUCAGGGCUAGCAGCUGGCAAAGCUCUGGUGGUGGAGGAGCGACCCGGUUCAACUCCACUGCCAUUACCCCAGAUGUCGGCGGCUCUAGCUGGUCAGGUGAUCGGGAUGGGCCCAUAAAUAGUACCCUUGCAACUAUCGCAAUGGCUGCAUUGUCCAAUGGCUUCAACCUUACGAUGCCUGAUCUGAUGGAGUGCAGCAUGCGCUUGUGUGCUCGAGUUACGCGCAACCUGACUGUGAGCAACGGGACUUUUAUACCAGGUGUUUCUGAAGACUUUGAGCUUGAGGGUGUCCCGGGUAGGUACGAAAUCGACAUGCGGCCCGGGAUCAGUAGCCCUAGAGACUGGUUCACCUUCAAUACGACUGGAGAUCACCCGUCAUAUCCUGGGAAUCGAUCCUUCAGCUACAAUGCGAUCGAUCUCGAUGGUGUGAAAGGAUUCCUUCGCACCAUCUUUUCUCCAGAUGUUGGAACCCCUUACUAUCUAUCUCUCAUGGACUCCCCAGAUCGCGCAGGAACUGUGGCCUUGAUCAGCGAAAGUAUGAGUUACGCCUUCGCCCAUGCCCCAAGUGGAGACGAGCUGGAAGGUAGAAUGCUUAGUGACGAACUGUACAUCGAGGUUCAUUGGAUUUGGAUCAUUCUCCCUCUACUAGAGGUAGUCAUGAGUCUCACAUUCCUAGUGUGUACUUUGAUACACACUCAACGCAAGGGUGUCACAGUUUGGAAGUCGUCCGGGAUCGUUCCAUUGCUGACCGUAAUGGUCGGCUGGGACAACAGCGAGCUCGGAGCUGCUUCCGGAAGAGAUGUCGAGAAGAGGUCGAAGAAAAUGCGCGGACGGCUGGUCGCGAAUGAUGGAAACGUGCAGGGCUUUCAUAGAACGGAGUAG
Didymella exigua CBS 183.55 is the source of this 1821-nucleotide messenger RNA. RefSeq lists its product as uncharacterized. The record is from RefSeq and is a predicted model, not a curated record. The coding region runs from base 1 to 1821 and encodes 606 amino acids. NCBI's taxonomy places the organism in Eukaryota, Fungi, Ascomycota, Dothideomycetes, Pleosporales, Didymellaceae. The transcript has 2 exons.